Messenger RNA from Antrostomus carolinensis (chuck-will's-widow), 485 nucleotides. Its product is annotated as myosin heavy chain, skeletal muscle, adult-like. Gene Ontology annotation, biological process: actin filament organization. NCBI's taxonomy places the organism in Eukaryota, Metazoa, Chordata, Aves, Caprimulgiformes, Caprimulgidae. The transcript is spliced from 5 exons. The record is from RefSeq and is a predicted model, not a curated record. Gene Ontology annotation, molecular function: microfilament motor activity; ATP binding; actin filament binding. Gene Ontology annotation, cellular component: actin cytoskeleton; membrane; cytoplasm. The annotation marks the transcript as partial.
AGGCUGGUGGUGGUGGUAAGAAGGGUGGUAAGAAGAAGGGUUCUUCUUUCCAGACUGUCUCAGCUCUUUUCCGGGAGAAUUUAAACAAGCUGAUGGCUAACCUGAGAAGCACUCACCCCCAUUUUGUACGAUGCAUCAUCCCAAAUGAAACAAAAACACCUGGUGCCAUGGAGCAUGAGCUGGUGCUGCAUCAGCUGCGAUGCAAUGGUGUGCUGGAAGGGAUCAGAAUUUGCAGGAAAGGAUUCCCCAGCAGAGUCCUGUAUGCUGACUUCAAACAAAGAUACAGAGUGCUUAAUGCAAGUGCUAUCCCAGAGGGACAGUUCAUGGACAGCAAGAAGGCUUCAGAGAAGCUCCUAGGGUCCAUUGAUGUAGACCACACCCAAUAUAGAUUUGGUCACACCAAGGUGUUCUUCAAAGCUGGACUGCUAGGACUCCUGGAGGAGAUGAGAGAUGACAAGCUGGCAGAAAUCAUCACUCGCACACAG